GCGGUGAAAAAACAAAAACGAAAAGAAGGAGAAAGAGGAAGAAGGACGAAGCUGACGAGUUUUUAGUGUAAACAUGGCAGUGGCGAAAAGCUAAAGAUGACAUGAGUACACUUCUCCCGUUAGGGGUCGCCACAGCAGCUUGUUGGUCCGUGUUUUUGAUUUGGCACAGUUUUUACACCGGAUGCCCUUCCUGAUGCAACUCUCCCCAGUUUUAUCCAGGCUUGGGACUGGCACUCAGAGCACACUGUUGCACGCAGUGGCUGGGGUUGGUUCCCUGGCCCGGAGUUGAACCCGGACCACAGCGGCUUGAGCUACAGAGAACUGUACCUGUCAGUCCUAUUUAAUGAUGCUCUUUCAUUAAAGAUGGGAGGCAGUGGAUCCAAAGCUAAAGGAGUCUGGCCUUUCACUGGCUCAGAGGCUAGUGGAGAUUCUUCUGAGGUCAAUGAUCAGUCUUUAGCCCGAAUGUGUGGCCACAGAAAUGCAACGCCGUUUGUCUUUACAAGAAGGAGCUCUCUGUAUUACGAUGAGGAUGGAGAUCUGGCUCAUGAGUUCUAUGAAGAGACAGUGGUGACUAAAAACGGGCGAAAGAAGGCUAAGUUGAAGAGGAUCCACAAGAACCUCAUACCUCAGGGGAUUGUGAAACUGGAUCAUCCCCGAAUCCAUGUUGACUUCCCGGUCAUUAUUUGUGAAAUAUAAAACCACAGAUAUGAGACUAGGAGAUGUUUCACCAAUCAAACCUUUCACCUCUCCACUACAAUCCUGUCUUUGCUGAUGGGCAUUAGUGGCUCCCAGUAACAUCAUAGUUGUUUCAUAGUGAGCCAGACUGCCCUCGUGUGGCUGGAGGGACCUGCAGCAGCUUUUUUUUUUUUUUCUUACUACAGAGGAAACCCCUCAAUGUAAAAUUUGAACAGCAGGCUGACUUGAAGGACUGUUUGUCUCCUUUUUGUGUACUGCUCGUCAGUAAAUUUGUUCCUGUAAAUAAAGGAGUGAAUAUAGAGUACUAAAAUGCAGGGAUUGCAGGGUUUAUAUUUUUGCUGACUGAGCAUGGCAUGUUUUUAUUUUGUUGUGUUGUAUAUAACUAUUCUGUCUGCCUUUGUUUGUUGUAUUUAAGCCCAUAAUAAUUAUUUGAUGUACAGUAAUUUAUGAAAGUUAAGAUACUUUAAUAAAAAUAAACUGGUAUCAAUUGUUGCAGAUGUACUCUCUCUCUCUCUCUCUCUCUCUCUCUCUCUCUCUCUCUCUCUCUCUCUCUCUCUCUCUCUCUCUCUCUCUCUCUCUCUCUCUCUGUGUGUGUGUGUGUGUGUGUGUGUGUGUGUGUGUGUGUGUGUGUGUGUGUGUGUGUGUGUGUGUGUGUGAGAUAAAACAGAUGACUAAUUUAGUAUUUUCACAAAUGCUCUCAAGCACUGCAUCAGUUUCACAACAUGUCAAUUUACAACAGCACGUUUAAUACAUCUACUAAUAACUUUGUAAUAUGUAAUACACUGUUAUUAUUCAAUUUAAUUAAAUAUACUCAUCUUG
Messenger RNA from Pangasianodon hypophthalmus (striped catfish), 1515 nucleotides. RefSeq names its product tumor suppressor 2, mitochondrial calcium regulator a (gene tusc2a). The transcript has 5 exons. Bases 364 to 696 code for a protein of 110 amino acids. Gene Ontology annotation, biological process: regulation of mitochondrial membrane potential; inflammatory response. The record is from RefSeq and is a predicted model, not a curated record. Gene Ontology annotation, cellular component: mitochondrion. NCBI's taxonomy places the organism in Eukaryota, Metazoa, Chordata, Actinopteri, Siluriformes, Pangasiidae.